Messenger RNA from Bacillus rossius redtenbacheri, 11859 nucleotides. RefSeq names its product putative transcription factor capicua (gene cic). The record is from RefSeq and is a predicted model, not a curated record. The transcript is spliced from 26 exons. Gene Ontology annotation, molecular function: RNA polymerase II transcription regulatory region sequence-specific DNA binding; DNA-binding transcription factor activity, RNA polymerase II-specific. NCBI's taxonomy places the organism in Eukaryota, Metazoa, Arthropoda, Insecta, Phasmatodea, Bacillidae. Bases 596 to 6316 code for a protein of 1906 amino acids. Gene Ontology annotation, cellular component: nucleus. Gene Ontology annotation, biological process: regulation of transcription by RNA polymerase II.
GUGACGUCAUUAUACGGAUUUUGGGAAAAAAUAUUACCAAAACUAUUAAUCUACUGAAACAGCAAGGAACGAAUAAUGCUCUUUUAAAGUACGCGAAAACGUGGAAACAUUGGGAUAUUGGCUCAGACCUUAUUUCACUACGGAACUCCCCUUCUGAGAAUAGUUGCUUCUGUAGCAACCUAUCGGAACGAUUUGGUUUAGUCAACUUGGCCACGUGACGUAUUAUCGACCAAUUGCAAGAUUCUUUUGUGCAGCUCAUUCAACAUAAUUUUAGGGUUAUAUGACUGUGGAGGGGAGCUAUGGUUAGUCAGGUACUCAUUGAAAUUUGUGUGUGAAUAAAUUGGGUAUGAUUAUUUUUGUUUUGAAGUGCGUGUGGGAAGUGUAGGUGUAUUCGAUUUUGCAAGAAACACAACCAAACCACAAGCAUUGUAUUUACAUAAUAUAUAUUUAAAAACAAUGCGAGCUUCCUUGGACGAUGCAGAAGUCAAAGUAAAGGUUUAUUUGCUUACGGGAACAGAGAUAGAAGUAGUAUGAUAAUUUUGAUAGUCAACUACGCGCGAAGUAGUAGGACUAAGAAGAUGAGCGGGAUGCAGGGAUGAACCGGCGAGGGGAUGGCGGCGGUCGCGCCCAGAGGCGCGGGGAGCGCACCGCCAGGCAGGCCCGGGGCCGCAAGAGGCAGACAGACGAGUGCAACGGGUCGCCGUCCCCCCCUCCAGCGCCCCCGGCCGGCGAGGCGACGCCGGAGCUGAGUUGCCCGCACACGGUCGUCGUGAACUCAUGCGCCCCCCACAGUGAACCAAGCACAGUUAUAAGCACCAGUGGCAUCUUCAGCCACGCCUCCAAAGUGACGAGUGCCACGGAUGCAGAGAACGGCAGCAUGCCGGACAAGAGGUGCGGCCAGGAGUCUCAGUCGGCCGCCAGGACGGCCCUCGGGAAUUGCGAAGCCGCGCCCCAACAAAAGCCGGCCCAGCCGGACCCCGCGUCCGUCGCGAGCGCCCGGAAGCUCCCCAAGAAGCGCAAGUACGACCCCGCACAGCUGGAGGAGAACCACUUCGUGUCCCAGGACUCGGUGGCGACGAGCGUGAGCGUGAACACGAUCGUGAGCAGUGCCGGGAUGUGCGUGUCGCCACCCGAGGCGCGGUGUCUGGUGGUGAUGGCGCCGCAGCCGGCCGCGGUGGACUACUCCUGCGUGGCCUCCACGUCGAGCGUCGUCCCGGAGAUCCAGGUGGCGGAGGACUGCGGCUACCUGCCGCCCGAGGACUCGUACUCCGUGCUCCAGCCCGCGGAGCCCGGCCUCGCGCUGAAGAAGCAGCACGGCGGCGCGGCGUGGGGCCGGCCCGACAUCGACCUGUCGGAGUGGGUGCAGCACCGCGUGCUGGCCAGGCACGACGGGGUGUACCUCCCGGGAGUGGUGCACAGCGCGGCGGGUCCCGGGGAGGCCUGGAUCCGCCUGGAUGGCUGCGACAAGGAGCUGCUCGUGUUCGGGGACCUGUUGGGAGCGCGCAGGCGAGACGUGAUCAGCGACGCGUGCCCCUCGCUGGGGCAGGUGACCGCCGGGACGGAGGUGUGCGUGCGCGUCGCAGACUCCACGGCCAGCCACCGGGUGUUCCUGGAGGGGGUGGUGACCAAGGUGCUGGCGUCCCCGGUGCAGUUCGUGGUGCGGCUGGCGGGCGCGGCCGGCGCGGAGGAGUACUACGCCAAGCGCGCGGACCUGCGCCUGCUGCUGCCCCCCUGGUGGGAGGAGCUGAAGGGCCUGGGCCACGCCCCCUCGUACCCCCUGCAGCUGCACCACGUGGUGCCGACGCUGCACGGCUCCCGCAGCGCCGCGACAUCGCCGCUGCACGGCCUGGCCACCCCGCUCAGCCUGCAUUCGGCGAGCACCGCCCUGUCCAACGGCAGCACGGACGAGCUGCGCCGGCGCCAGUACGAUGACUUCGGGGAGAGCGAUGACGACCUGCGCAAGGAAGACAUCCUCUUCGCGUCCGACGCAGACGGGGGCAAGCUCUCCGGCAGCAGCAAGCGCAGCAGCAUGCAGUCUCGUGGCAGCACGUCCAGCCUGGUGGACCAGGGCAGCAUCACACCGCGCUCCCAGCCUGCCACGCCCAGAUCGCAAGCCGCCACGCCUCAUAAGUAUAAGAAGGGAGACGUUGUAUCCACUCCCAGCGGUAUCAGGAAAAAAUUUAACGGGAAGCAGUGGCGUCGGCUGUGCUCCAAAGACGGGUGCACGAAGGAGUCCCAGCGCCGGGGCUACUGCUCUCGCCAUCUCAAUCUUAAGGGGAACACGCUGCGUGCUGGCCCCGCCAACUUCCCUAGGAGCAAAGCCCUUGGCCGGGACUUGGAGGGGGAGGAGACUUCGCGCGACUCGGACACGUCGCCCAACUACGGGGACCGGCGGAUGACCGGCCGCUUCGACCAGGAGGAGACGGAGGCCGCCAACAUGUUGGUGUCUUUGGGCAGCUCGCGCUCCGCCACGCCCGCCUUCUCGUCGCCCACGGGCCAGGCACCGUCCCCCUGCGUGCUGCAGUCGCCCGUCACGGUCGGCUCCCGCCAGAACGUCUUCAUGCCCAUCAGCAGCCCCGCGGCCCAGGCCCAGCCCGCCGCGGGCCCCGCGCCCCGCCUCUCCCCUUCCGGCCAGCUCCAGCCCCGCUGGAAGCAGGAGUCCUCCCCCGUGCCCCCGCCCUUCGUCGUCACCCCCUACCAGCCCCACGUCAUACGUCCCGAGUCCCUGCGGCCUGGGCAGGCGCCCCCGCCCGCCGCCUUCCCGGGCUCCCACUCCGCCGCCAUGGCCACCAGUGUCAUCCGAAUCUCCCCCAACCCCGCCCCCCGGGACGGGCCCCACCACGUCGUCUGGUCCACCGACAACCACGGCCACAACCACGUCUUCCAGUCCGUCGUCACCUCGGCCCCGCACUUCGACCACAGCCACGCGGGGCCCGGUCCCCCGCCGCAGCAGAGCAUCAUCCUGCAGCAGGCGCUGACGGGGCCCGCACCCCAGGAGCGCGAUGAGAAGCCCCUGGCCGUGACCAGCUCGGCGGGGGGGACGCUGUACUGCGUGCUCCCGCCCGCUCAGCAGCAGCAGCAGCAGCAGCAGCAGCGCGACAAGUACGUGGUGAUCAAGAGCGAGGCGGAGCUCGUCCCGUCCCCGGGCCCGGCCCCCUCCCAGCAGCAGUGCAGCGUGGUGCGAGCGCCCCCUCCCCAGGAGCAGCCGCUGUUCCGCCCCGUCAUCGUGCAUCCCACCCCCACCCAGCUGGUGCCCGUGCUGCCUCUGCCGGGUAGCAGCCUCGACCCCCCGCCGCUGGAGGAGGAGGUGGAUGCCCCCAACCCAGGUGUGCGUGCGGCCGCGGCCAACUCGACGCAGCCGGCGGUGUACCCCUGGGAGUCGCUGGUGCCCUUGUUCGCGGGCGGGGGUGGGAGCGGGGGGUCUCCGCCCCCGGAGGCCCGCACCAGCGACGAGCUGGACGGGCUGCCGGCGGACGUGCCCGGGGACGAGGACGAUGACGACGUGUUCGAGCCGGAGCCGAGCGCUGCCGAGGCGGCUGCCGCGGCCGAGGCGGCGGGCAAGCGGCGCACGCAGUCGCUUGGCGCGCUGCAGGCCUGCAAGGAGCCCCAGAGCCCGGUCAAGGUGAAAGAGCGUGAACGCAUCCGGCGUCCGAUGAACGCCUUCAUGAUCUUCAGCAAGCGGCAUCGUCCCAUCGUCCACCAGCGCCACCCCAACCAGGACAACCGCACCGUGUCCAAGAUUCUGGGCGAGUGGUGGUACGCCCUCGGCACCGAGGAGAAGCAGAAGUACCACGAGCUUGCUUCCGAGAUAAAGGAGGCACACUUCAAGGAGCACCCCGACUGGAAGUGGUGCAGCAAGGACCGCCGCAAGUCAUCGACCAGCUCGUGCAAGGAGGGGCGUGGGAAGCUGGGCUCCGUGGACGAGUCGGAGCUGGCCCGGCCAGACCCCGGUGCUGACCCCCAGCCCCCGCAGCCCGCAGGCUCCGCCCCCGACGUGGAGCAGGAGGCGGACUUGCUGGCCGUCAAACAGGAGGACCGCCCGCCUGCGGACGAGGGGAAGGGGGAGGCAGAGGAACGGCCGCCCGAGGAGGAGUUCUCCGAUGACGACCAGAUGGUGAUCUGCGAGGAGCCGGCGGCAGACAUCGACCUGAAGUGCAAGGAGAAGGUGACGGACUCCGACUCGGAGAGCCAGAGUGACGCGGAGCCCAUCAUGGAGAACAAGGCGUUCCCCCAGCAGCGCUUCAGCCCCGUGUCGGGCAUCAAGACGAGCUCGGGCGAGGUCACCUGCCGCCCCAAGCCCAUCAAGCCCAGCCACACCAGGUUGGGGUCGAGCGGGCUGGACGGGGCGGGCAAGGCGCCCCCGGGGCCCGGAGACAAGCCGGGCUCGGUAGGGGUGCUGUCCUACCCCUACCACUCGCCGGUGAACCCCAUGGGGGUGGCGGGCUUCCAGCCCACGGGCGGGGCCUUCAAGACCAUGCCAGUGUCGCCCAAGGUGGUGAAGAGUGCCGCGGAACACCACCAGGCGCAAGUACUGCAGAUGAGGAAGGUCGGCUCGCCGGACCGGGGGGCGGCGUGGACGGGCAGCGUGGUGACGUGCGCGCCCCAGGAGAGGCAGUACACGGCGAGCGUGCUGAACAUCGUGACGGGCCCGGAGAACGGGCGGCACCGCCCGAGGCCCGGCCAGCCGCCGCCGCCGCCGCCGGGCAAGCGCGCCACCCUCAUCCUGCAGCCGCAGCCCCAGGCGGCGUCCCAGCCCCUCACCGUCGCCUUCCUGGGGCCCGAGCUGCUGCUCAAGGCCGGCAACGGCUGCAUAAACCUGGAGGUGGACCGCGAGCGCUCGUCCCAGCCGGCGGACACCGUGCAGUACAUCACGCUGCCCGGCGGACGGCUGCCCAACAUCUUCCUGCCGCCUGCCGGCUUCCACGUGCCCCUCCUAGACGGGGGCAGCAGGAGUAUGUCGCUGCACCAGGCGACGCUCGUGCAGCCUAAACCGCCCGACCCUCCGCCAUCGGUCAUCGUCAGCAAGCACUACGCUGUCACCACCAGCCAGUCCACCCCCCUCACCACCCGCCCCAGCACGUUCCACAACGGCGUGGAGUCGGUGGCCCGGAAUGGAGCGUACGGGAGCGUGCAGCUGGAGGGCGGCUGUGCCCCUCACGGUCACGAAAACCAUUUUUACACGGGGGUGCAGUUUGACGUGACCGCCGGUGACAAGCGGGAGGCGAUGCAGCAGUUGGAGCAGCGUGACAACGACAAGCUCCACGUGGUGCAGCCUUCCUACAGAGACCAGGGGGCGGAGGCUCAGCCGCCUCGGUCGGAGGGCUACUCCGUCAUCGAGUCGCCGGCGCAGGCGGACCAGUCGGCGGGGGAGGGCAAGGCCUUCGUGCUGGCGCCCACGCCCGCGCAGCUGGGUCGCGCCCCCCUCCAGAGGCGACAGUCCAUGGUGAUGGGGGGCCAGUCCCCCGAGGGCGUGGUGGUUAGCCAGGCGAGCUCUGGAGCAGAUGCCCCGGCACCCCGCCCUGACGAGGGGCCCACGCUGCCCCAGGUCCCGUCCUCGCCCUCCACCAAGAAGAGCUUCUUCAAGAAGAACGUAGAGGACGGCAUGGACAAGGUCCUGGAGACUGUGAACUUCGAGAGGAAGUUCUCGUCGUUGCCGGAGUUCAACCCGCAGGAGUGCCAGUCGCCCAGCGCCAUCUCCGUGCCGUCCAGCCCGCACGUCAACUUCGUCCAGAACUACCGCAAGAAGCAGCAGCAGCAACAGCAGCAGCAACUGCUGCAGCAGCAGCAGCAGCAGCAGCAGUCCAGACCUGGCCCGGACGAUGACACGGAGUCCCUCGUCUCGGCCACGCCCAAGUCCGCCAAACUAGUGGGGAACACCUUCUUCGGUCCGGACUUCAACAUUGAUGCAUUCCGAAGCGGGGCGGCGGGCACGGGCGACGGCACGGAGGCCAGCUCCCCUCGCACGCCCAAGACGCCCGGCGGCAAGGAGGGGGAGAAGGGGCACCGCCGCGUCCUGGAGCAGCGGCGGCAGCUGGUGCUGGAGCUGUUCCACCAGGUCGGGGGCAUCUUCCCCAACACCCAGUCCACCUCCGCCUUCCAGGAGGAGCACAAGGACAUCUUCCCCAACAAGUCGAGCCUGCAGCUGAAGAUCCGUGAGGUGCGGCAGAAGCUGAUGAGCCAGCAGAACAGCCCCAUGCCCUCUGGCACCGAUUCCACUGCCACCACCCCAGGCUCGUCAACGUUGCCGCUGUCUGCUUCCCUGGUCCCCAUGUCAGGGAGCAGUGUUACCACCAUUCCCGCCUCGUCCAGCAGCUAGCCGCCACGUGUCACCAACGCCUCUCUACGUCCUGACUGGUGCGUGCGGGAGAUGAAUGCUCCUCCACCCUAGUCCCACGCUGCAAGGUUGCCAACACUUAAGCAGUCGUGUGCAGGGACAUUUAAUUGCAUGUGAUAUUAAUGUAAUUGGAAAAAAAUAUUUGUGACUGAGCAAUGGCUCGUUUGCUGAUGCCACCAUGACAUUGUUCGAUUUUUGGGGAAACAACUGUUUUUUUGUCUCUAGAAGGAGUACAUUUAAAUUCUACGUGUGUAAGUUGUUAGAACGUGGCCGUAUCAGUAUUUUUUAUUUUAUUUUAUUAAAUCGAAUUUAGUGUGAAUUUCUAUGUCCAUUUGUAUUAACAGUAGUCAUAAUGAAGUGAGUGGACUAAAGUUUAUUUGUGUGCUUUCAAACAAUAUUUUUUUUAAUGAAUUUUUGUGUUGUGCUUAUGAUCAUUUAUCAACUGUUUUACUGAUUGAUCAUUGCAUAUUUUGUUUUGACAGCUGAAUGUCAAUUUUAUUUUCUUUAGUUUCUUUUGACUUAUACAUACAUAUAUACUAUUUUGAUGUUUUGUUUCUGUAUGUAUACAUCAUACAGCUUGUAUUAAUUAUGAAUUGUAAUCAGUAUAUUUAACCAAAUUUAUUUUUAUAUUAGUGUGUUAUUGUAAAUAUUUUAUGAAAAGCCUAUAAAUUAUUGAAAUAAAUAAGUUUUAGACAUAUGUUGAAUUUUUGUGUUCAAGUAUAAUCAUGUUGUUAAAUAAGAUAUAUAUGUGUGUGUUUGUGUGUGUUGAUGUAAAUAUUAAUACCUAGUUUCUGUUUGUACCAUAAUUUUUAAAAUUGUCGAGAGAAUUUUGUGCUUUUCGAUGUCCUUGUAGAUCCACAAUCAAGAAGUUUUAUUUUUGUAGCACUCAAGAAAUAUAUGUCUAAACUAAGUGCAAUUGAUGACUGCAAAUGGAUUUUUUUUUUUGGAUGACUGGUAACUGCUUGUAUGAAAUGCUAGUGCGGAGGACAGAUCUGUUUGCUUUGCAUGUUAGUGUCGGUCAUAGUGCUAGUCGCCUGCACCAAGUGAAGUGCCUGGUAUGUGGUUCUCUCCGCACGCUCGUGUUUCACUUCGCUCACUCUCAGCCUCUCCGAGUUCAGUCUCUCAUCUCUCACCACUACGUGCAUGCUCUACUCUCGAAUGCGGUUUGGUGGCAGGUCUAAAGUAAAUCAAGGGUUUUUUACUGUACAUAGGGUGAGUAAUGUACAUCCUUCCAGGAAGAUAAGUACUUUCAGUUAUUUUAUUAUUAUUAUUUAUAUUUAUUUUAAAAAAAAUUGAUUGUCUCAUGACGAAAAAAAAAUCUGUGCUGAUGACAAGCUAGUUUGCAGUUUGAGUUUAGUUUGGACUUAACACUAAUCUUAACACUUUCUUACAGAUACCUAGCUGCCUUUGCUAGUACUGAUAAGCCAAUGCCAAUAUCCUAAUAUACCUCUUAUUCUUCAUUCUUACCCUUACACCCUAGUAUAGUCUACGAGACAACUUGUGCAACAACAGCAAAUAAUCAAUCUAUGGUUUUAAGUUCUCUGCUUCGUUGUUUGGGAUGUAAAUGAAUAGGAACACCAAUACAAUUUAAAAUUAAUCAAAAUUAAAAUACAAUUUUUGUAUUUGUUUGAGUAACUAAAUAGUUAAUUUAGUGCUGUGAAUCAUUUAAAUGAAAAUAAUGUUUUAAAUGUUACAAAUUAUGUGUUAGGAUGUUAUGCAUCAUACUGUUUUAGUUGUGUUUAAGAUGCUUCGUUUGCGUAUACUGUAUAAGUAGACACACACGCACAGAUUUAUAUUUGUGUGUGUGUAUAUAUAUAUAUAUAUCUAUAUGUAUGUAUAACAUUUUUAAGACCAUGCAUUUUGAAUUCUCUUAUUUGUUUGUCUGGAUCUGGAGUACUCUUUAAUACAGUCUUGUUCGUCUUCUAAACAAAUUACAAAGUAUCUGGCUUAUAACCACAAUACCUAUAUCCUUCAACAAUCCAGGUUUAGGGGCAGUCCACCCACGUAAAGAAAAAAUUUUUCACAUGAACCUUUGCUCACUCAAAAGUAGAUUAUAGAUUAAAAUGUAAUUAACUUACAGUAAAAAAAAUAACUGAAAAACCCAGUUUUUAGUGUUUUAAACUAUACAUUUAUUUUCUUCUUUUUAGUCUCAAAAUAAAAUGUCACGAUGUUUGACACAGCUGUCAUUACAAAUUUCUUUUUUUUUUUAUUACCAUAUCACAUUAGUACUACAGCACUACCACAGAACUCCAGACAUUAAUUAAUUAAAAUAAAAAAUUAAGAUGACAUGGUUUUAGCUUACCAUUUAUGAAAAUAAUAUGAAACUAAAUAACAAACAUUUUAGUUUUGAAAAAAAACUAAUUUAAAGGAAGACUGAUCUAAAUUUUGAGUUCUAGGUAAAAUAAAAGCUAUUUAUUAUCUUUCAAGUAUAUGCUUGCAGACUUGAAACUCGGCGGGGAUGUUCUUUACAUUACAUACACAUUAACCGAGCAUGGGUUUUUUUCUAAAAUCAGCCUCAAAGGUAGGUUAUGAAAGCAUUAAAGAUUUUAGGGCUUUAACCCCUCCCCCGGCACGUACUGAUUACAAGUCAUAAUUAUUACCUAAUUGGAUCGGAGACACUAAAUAAAAAAAAUAUAUAUUUUUUUAAAUUUUUGAAAUUUAGGUUUGUUAACCCCUCCCACCUCCGAGUGGAAGAAAGUCAAACCCCGGGUACAUUUUUUACGAUAACCCGAUAUCAGAAACUUUCUAAAUAAAAAAUAAUUAUAUAUUUGUGAAAUUUUCAAAAUUUAAGGCCCUUAUGCUCAUCCCCUCUUUUCUCCAGGCACAUUUUCCAGCAUAACCCGACCUUUUGGAUCGGAAACACUCAAAAUCGAAAAAGCGUUGAUUUUUAAAUUAUUCAAAAUUUUGGGGUAUUUAAACCACCCGGGGCCACAGUAUACACAAAAGGCAUGGUUUUUCCCAUAGCUCGUAAUUAGUCGUUUUUUGACCCUCUGACCCCCCCACCCACUCCCUCUUCACUCGUAGGUCUAAAGUUAUCAAAAUAUUGCAUUGUCAGAGGUUCUUUAUAUGUAUGCAAAAUUUAACACAUUCGGAUGUCAUAAAGUGGUAAAAAUUGAAUGGUAUGAUUUUAUUAUAGUGCUAAUAAAAGCAUGGUAAAAAAGAAAAUGUUUAUAUGAUAGCCUUAAGCAUUUUUUUUCUUAAUAUAAAUUCUUGUGUUAACAUUUACUGAAAGAUUAAUUUUGGUUUUUGGGUGAACUAUCUACAUUUAGCUUGCCUGGUAAAACAUUUUGGUUAAAAAAAAUUUUUUUUAAGUGUUUGAUUCUACAAAAUUGGUUGUUUACUUAUGAAUAUUCAUGCAUAUUUGGGUCACCUUUGUAUGACCUGCCGUAGCUUAUAAGAACAGUUAAAUCUUAGUAAGGAACGGAAGGGACCAUAAUUUUUUCUAUUAUCGCAUUAAGGCACAUGUGACAACAUGAACAUUCAAUGAAAUAUUAACAAUAUUUUGUGGGACCUUAAACACUUAAUGUAGACCACGAGUAAGGCACCGUAGCUCUGCCGUUCUUACCAAGUUCAUCCUGUGCAGGAAAUCCCCUCUCUCUUUCUUUCUCUCUUUCAUUCUUCCAAUCUCCAUGCUUAAUAUCAUUUCCAUUUAAAAUUUGGAAAUAUGUGCUAAUCAUAUGAUUGUACAGCUGUAUUUUAAUCCAAGUUUUUAAAUCUUAAAUAGUCAUUUAUUUUUACCAACUUGAAAAAAAAAGAAGUAAUGUUGACCAUUUCCUGCAUCUUUUAAUCUAACUCAUGUAGAUGUAAACAGCUGUAAAUAUUUUGCGAGGCACAUCUUUCACUGCAGAAUCUGUGGCCUUGUCAGAAAAACAUUACAUGAGUGUAUUUAUUACAGAUGAAGUCCUAUUCAUUUGAAACUAUGUAAUCUGCUGUGCUGUGUAAUUGUGUGCACUGGGAUCAUAGCGAAACAAUCAGAUUAGUGUGUGUUUGGUAUAAAUAAUUUUUUACUCUCUUCAGGUGUAGCUUAAGAAUUUUAUCAAUACUACUCUGAUCUCUUUGGAUUUUAACUGAACUGUUUGAAGACAAGACAUUAGUUUAAGUUUAAUUCUUGUAUUUGAGUACAUUCUGUGUUUAUAAUAUUUUUUGUAUAGCAUCUGAACAUAAUCUGCAAAAUUCACAGUAUUUCUUGUCUAAGUUAUAUCCCUGAUUGAUUGGUUGUUACAGGGACCAACCUCAUUAGUUAUUGCUCAUUGGUUACAAAUUGAAAGGGGAAAAAAGUUCACUUGCUCUAUUACAAAUACUUAAGGUAUUGUUGAGAAAAUAAGUGUAUACUCCUUCCUGCUUAAAAGAGGAAUUAUGGUGACAUAUACUGAACAAUGUACACUUUCUUUUUUCUUAUCCAACUUUACUUUUUCUAUGGUAUAGUAAGGGCAUUGCACUCUAACCUCCAGGCAAAGUGUCAGUAGUUUGUAUCUAAUUCCCAGAGUUGCUCAUCAGUUCUUGAGCUCCAAAUUUGUAUCUAAGGGUUUCUUAGCAGGUUUUUUUUUUUACCUUCUUUAUGUGUUUUUUUUUUUACCCUUCAACUUCUAUGUGCGUAAAAAUGUGAUAUAAGCCCUAUUUUUUAACUUUACUUGUGCUUUAGAGCGGUCUUAUUGAGCUGUGUGUCUGAUGCUGUGGUUUCGUGCUUCUCUAAAAUGGUGUUAUGGAUCACUGUAGCCUCACUGCCUCUUUGCCGAUACUGCGGUGGUUUUUUUUUUUACGUGUUGUUUCUCACCAUUCCUAUUUUACACACAUUCUCAACACUGUGUAGUAACUGUUUGUCAUUAUUGUUUUUUUUUUACCGUUAUUGUUUUAUGAUAAAUGUUAUUGUGAUGUGUGUUUAAAAAAAAGUCGUAAUUGAGCUGUCAGUAAAUAGGAGAUGUGCAUAACUUGAUGUAGCUUCUAACUUUUUUUACAAAAAAAAAACUUGUGUUUAGAAAGCACUGCCAAUCAGUCAAAUAUCCUGUGUUCUUCAUGUAUUAGUAGUGAAUUUAUUUUAUACAAAUGCAUACACACACAUUCACACGCAUACACUUAAUAAUUUAUGCACAGGUUACCUAUUUACAAUUCAUGCAUUAUUUUAUUUUAAACAGUUGGCCAUUUAUAAGCUGUGAUUAGAGACAAGAUUUUAUGGUUUUAUUUAUUUUUAGACCAAUUUUGUUUUUAAAAUUAAAGAUUUCUGUUUUAAUGGGUUUUAUUUUUUUUCAUAAAAUAUUUUUAUUAAAAAAAUAGCAUAUUACUGAACAAAUAUAACACUUAGAUGUGCCAUGAUACUUAUUUCUCCAAAACAGUGUCAUUUUGAUUGAUACAUGCUGCACUUUAACAAUAUAUUUAAUGAUUUGUAAUAAGCAUGUCUAACUAUUCAGAAAAAAAUAAAAUAAAUCUGUCAAGUAUUUUUGUGUUUGAAAAAUAUAUAAACAUCAUAAUGUAAAAAUGAGUAACUAAUAACAGUUGCGAGAUUAAAAAGAAGUAAACUAUUUCAAUUU